This is a messenger RNA of Pterocles gutturalis (yellow-throated sandgrouse), 276 nucleotides long. Its product is annotated as feather keratin Cos2-3-like. The coding region runs from base 1 to 276 and encodes 91 amino acids. Gene Ontology annotation, cellular component: intermediate filament. Gene Ontology annotation, molecular function: structural constituent of cytoskeleton. Lineage: Eukaryota; Metazoa; Chordata; Aves; Pterocliformes; Pteroclidae. The record is from RefSeq and is a predicted model, not a curated record. The transcript has a single exon.
AUGUCCUGCUACGACCGGUGCUACCGACCCUGCGGCCCAACCCCACUGGCCAACAGCUGCAAUGAGCCCUGUGUCAGGCAGUACCAGGACUCUGUGGUGGUGACUCUGCCCGGGCCCAUCCUCAGGUCAUUCCCUCAGAACACUGUUGUGGGCUCUUCCACCUCUGCUGAAGUUGGCAGGAUCCUCAGCUGUGAAGGAGUGCCCAUCAACUCCGACUGCUGUGACCUCUCUGGCAUUUUCAGCCGCUUUGGUGGCAUAAGGUACCUCCGCGGAUAA